Molecule: messenger RNA, 2271 nt
Organism: Westerdykella ornata
Lineage: Eukaryota; Fungi; Ascomycota; Dothideomycetes; Pleosporales; Sporormiaceae
Product: H+/nucleoside cotransporter-like protein
Exons: 4
Coding region: 150-2129 (659 amino acids)
Biological process (GO): nucleoside transmembrane transport
Cellular component (GO): membrane
Molecular function (GO): symporter activity; nucleoside transmembrane transporter activity
Source: RefSeq, a predicted model, not a curated record
GGCCCACUGGUCCCCAUUGCGUAGUCGUGCGCGCACAUCACUUACUACGACCAGAGAAAUAAUAUAAUCACAGCCGGGGACGCACGCGACCGCUCCUCUGCCAGUUGCUCCACCCUCCUUCUUCGCAGGUUGGGAACUUGAUCUCCACCAUGGCCGACAUCUCGCGCGACCACAACCUCUCGCCCAUGCCCGGUGUCGUUCCCAAUCCAGACCCUGCCUUGGAUAUCGACAAGGAGCAUCAUCAUGAGCACCUGCACCACAGCUCGCUCGCUGAGAAGGGCCACACGGCCGCCGACCAUCCUGCCUACACCAUCGGCACCACCUUCAACGAGCCGCACGUAAUCCCGGAACCGAGUCCUAACGAUGAUGCGCUGCAUCGCCGCUCCUUGCGUGACCAACGCCUUGACCCUGACGUCGAGAAGAAGGGCGCUCUCGAGCUGGAAGAGAAGGGAAGCUUGGGCAACGGUCACGCGUCAACCGAGCAGGAAGGCAUCGAGGAGCCUCAGCGACGUACGUUCCGAGCCUUUUACAGACGCUACCGCGUCUUCUUCCACAUCUUCAUCGGAGCUUUGUUCACCGGAUGGUGGAUUGCGAGUCUUGUCCUGCACCACCAUGACAAGAACUGGAUCAUCCCAUUCCUGUUCUGGCUUUGCAUCAUGCUGAGGCUCGUCUUCUUCUACGUUCCAAUCACCGUCGUCACGCGGCCGAUGCAUUUCGUAUGGAGACACACGGGUGUGAGGUUCGCCAGCUUGAUUCCGGAGAAACUGCGAGUUCCCCUUGGCGCCGCCUUGGUCAUUGCAGUCAUCAUCGUUGGUUCUUUCGCGAGCAAGGAGAGCGCCGAUAACACCCGUGCCAACCGCGCUGUCAGCUUGUUCGGUCUGGUGGUAUUCUUGUUUUGUUUCUGGGCGACUUCCCGGAAUAGGAGGAAGAUCGUCUGGCACACCGUCAUUGUCGGCAUGCUCGUACAGUUCAUCGUCGCUCUGUUCGUCUUGAGAACGAAAGCUGGAUACGACAUCUUCUCCUUCGUUUCCGAGCUUGCUCGCAGCCUUCUCGGCUACGCCAAAGAAGGCACCGCAUUCUUGACCAACCCGGACACAGCCCAGCUCGGCAUGUUCUUCUUCAGCGUGAUUCCCGCCAUCAUCUUCUUCGUGGCCUUUGUCCAGUUGCUGUACUACUGGGGAAUCCUCCAGUGGUUCAUUGGCAAGUUCUCCGUCUUCUUCUUCUGGUCCAUGCGCGUCUCCGGUGCCGAGGCCGUGGUCGCAUCCGCGUCACCGUUCAUCGGUCAGGGAGAGUCGGCCAUGUUGAUCAGGCCUUUCGUCGCCCAUCUCACCAAGGCCGAGAUCCACCAGGUUAUGACGUCUGGAUUCGCUACUAUCGCGGGUAGCGUGCUGGUGGCUUACAUCGGUAUGGGCAUCAAUCCCCAAGCGUUGAUUUCAUCCUGUGUGAUGAGCAUUCCGGCUUCCCUGGCCAUCAGCAAACUCCGGUACCCAGAGGAGGAGGAAACCCUUACUGCUGGCCGCGUCGUCAUCCCCGACGAUGAGGAGCACAGAGCUGCCAAUGCCCUGCAUGCAUUUGCCGAAGGUGCAUGGCUGGGUUUGAAGAUCGCGGGCAUGAUUGUGUGCACGCUUCUUUGCAUUAUCGCUUUCCUGAAUCUCAUCGAUGGCCUCCUCACCUGGUGGGGACGCUACAUCAAUCUGGACGGUGACUACGACCUUACUCUUGAACUUAUCCUCGGAUACGUCUGCUACCCGAUUGCGUUCCUGCUUGGAGUAUCCCGCCAGGGUAAGGACUUGCUCCUGGUCGGUAGGUUGAUUGGAAUCAAGGUCAUCGCGAACGAGUUCGUGGCUUUCUCUAGGUUGCAAGGUCUGGAUGUCCCCAAGGGCCAGGUCUCCGAGUACCUUUCCUUGUCGCCUCGUUCCCGUUUGAUCGCCACGUACGCCAUCUGCGGCUUCGGAAACAUAGGAUCUCUGGGGACCCAGAUUGGUGUGCUGAGCCAGAUCAGCCCAAGCAGAAGUGGCGAUGUUUCCCGUCUGGCUCUUAGCGCUCUGAUCUCUGGUGUCAUCUCGACCUUGACCAGUGCCAGUAUCGCCGGACUUCUUGUUACCGACCAGGCGGCAUUCACUUCUUAACGUCUUGAUGCCUCGAAGAGCGCGCUGAGGACACUUGCUCCCGAUAUGUCAGCGACGCAAGUUCGACUGUAUGAUAGAUUCAGGUGGAAUGAAUAUACCCAUUUCUCGACCAGUUCCAAACGACUGUGCGUCGAACCCAUGU